Protobothrops mucrosquamatus (brown spotted pit viper) is the source of this 1066-nucleotide messenger RNA. It is a transcript of the gene RPA3, whose product is annotated as replication protein A3. Gene Ontology annotation, biological process: mismatch repair; double-strand break repair via homologous recombination; DNA replication. The record is from RefSeq and is a predicted model, not a curated record. The transcript is spliced from 4 exons. The coding region runs from base 147 to 506 and encodes 119 amino acids. Lineage: Eukaryota; Metazoa; Chordata; Lepidosauria; Squamata; Viperidae. Gene Ontology annotation, cellular component: site of double-strand break; DNA replication factor A complex; nucleus. Gene Ontology annotation, molecular function: damaged DNA binding; single-stranded DNA binding.
GAACUGUAUUGGAGGUGGGAGGAAGGUUCGAUCUUCCACGUGCCUUUAGUUGCUGUGGCGAUACGCUCGCGCUCUAGCACGAGAGCGGAAGUCAAGUUUCCCGCCAAGGCAAAAAGCUGAGGAGUUAAUCAGGAUUUCGUUCUGAAAUGGCCGAUAUAUUAGAGGGUCCCCGCGUUCGUGUCAGCGCAAGUCAACUGUCGCAAUACGUUGGAAAGCUUGUCUGUUUCGUGGGACGCCUUGAAAAGAUCCAUCAAUCUGGGAAAUUCUUCUUUCUAUCUGAUGGAGAAGGAAAAAAUGCAGCAAUUGAGCUAAAUACACCUCUUGAAGAAGAGAUUUCUGGCGUUAUUGAAGUAGUAGGAAGAGUUACAAAUCAACUGAAUAUCAUGUGUUCAUCAUAUAUGCAAUUCAAAGAAGAUAAAAACAUGUUUGAUCUUUCAAUGUACAGUGAGGCUGUAAAAGUUAUCCAUGAGUUUCCUGAGUACUACCCUUUCAGUACUGAUGUAUGACUGAUGCUUAUUUUGGUAUUUGAGAUCCUUUUAUAAUGUUUAUUGAACAAAAGUAUAAAGAACAUCAGUGAGGAACAACUUUCCUACAAAUCUAAUUUUCUAAUAAUUUGCCUAUCAUAUGUCGCAAAUGUUUGGAUUUCAUAUUUGUUUUCCUAUCAGUGAACUUCACUGGACAGUAACCUAUCUUUGAUGAUAAAUCUAUGUGCGUGAAAAAUACUCAAGUUAAAAGAAGUUUCAUUGAGCAGAUCACACUUUUACUACAAUAAAGGCUCAGCCUGAGUUAAGUAUGCCAGGCUUGGAAAGAAUGACAAAAUUCCUUAUCUUCUACAUAUGAAUAACUGUCCAAAAAGAAUAACACAAUUAUGGAAAUGUAUACAUGAUAUUUGUUUAUUGAAGCCUGAAAUACUUCAACUAUUUUUGAUAUGCUAAUGAGGAAUGUUACCUGAUUUGAUUUACUCUAUGUCUAGCCAACAAUUAAGCUUUUGUGUAAUGUGUUACAAUCUGUUUUGAGGUAGUGUCAUUUUCAUCUUUAAUAAACUCUUUAAACAUUUGCUCUUUAA